AUGAGUGUUAAACCCUCAGGGCCUGAUCCACAGAGGCUGAACCACAGGGAGAGGAAUGGUGGGCCUGUUCACAUCAGGGGCCCAGUCACAUCAGGGGCCCAGUCACAUCAGGGGCCGCUCACAUCAGGGGCCCGUUCACAUCAGGGGCCCGUUCACAUCAGGGGCCCGUUCACAUCAGGGGCCCGCCCACAUCAGGGGCCCGUUCACAUCAGGGGCCCGUUCACAUCAGGGGCCCGUUCACAUCAGGGGCCGCUCACAUCAGGGGCCCGUUCACAUCAGGGUCCCGCCCACAUCAGGGGCCCAGUCACAUCAGGGGCCCAGUCACAUCAGGGGCCCGCUCACAUCAGGGGCCCGCCCGCAUCAGGGGCCUGUUCACAUCAGGGGCCCAGUCACAUCAGGGGCCCGCCCACAUCAGGGGCCGCUCACAUCAGGGGCCCGCCCGCAUCAGAGGCCUGUUCACAUCAGGGGCCCAGUCACAUCAGGGGCCCAGUCACAUCAGGGGCCGCUCACAUCAGGGGCCCGUUCACAUCAGGGGCCCGUUCACAUCAGGGCCCGUCACAUCAGGGGCCCGCCCGCAUCAGGGGCCGCUCAUCAGGGGCCCGCAUCAGGGCCCGCCACAUCAGGGGCCCUGUCACAUCAGGGGCCCAGUCACAUCAGGGGCCGCUUCACAUCAGGGGCCCGCCCGCAUCAGGGGCCUGUUCACAUCAGGGGCCCAGUCACACCCAUCAGGGCCCGUUCACAUCAGGGGCCCGUUCACAUCAGGGGCCCAGUCACAUCAGGGGCCCGUUCACAUCAGGGGCCCGUUCACAUCAGGGGCCCAGUCACAUCAGGGGCCCGCCCACAUCAGGGGCCCGUUCACAUCAGGGGCCCGUUCACAUCAGGGGCCCGUUCACAUCAGGGGCCCGCCCACAUCAGGGGCCCAGUCACAUCAGGGGCCCAGUCACAUCAGGGGCCCGUUCACAUCAGGGGCCCGCCCGCAUCAGGGGCCUGUUCACAUCAGGGGCCCAGUCACAUCAGGGGCCCGCCCACAUCAGGGGCCCGUUCACAUCAGGGGCCCGUUCACAUCAGGGGCCCAGUCACAUCAGGGGCCCGUUCACAUCAGGGGCCCGUUCACAUCAGGGGCCCAGUCACAUCAGGGGCCCGCCCACAUCAGGGGCCCGGGCACAUCACGGGCCCGCCCACAUCAGGGGCCCGCCCGCAUCAGGGGCCCAGUCACAUCAGGGGCCCAGUCACAUCAGGGGCCCAGUCACAUCAGGGGCCCGCCCGCAUCAGGGGCCCAUUCACAUCAGGGGCCCGUUCACAUCAGGGGCCCGCCCGCAUCAGGGGCCCAGUCACAUCAGGGGCCCAGUCACUUCAGGGGCCCGCCGCAUCAGGGGCCUGUUCACAUCAGGGCCCAGUCACAUCCAUCAGGGCCCGUUCACAUCAGGGGGCCCGUUCAUCAGGGGCCCGUUCACAUCAGGGGCCCAGUCACAUCAGGGGCCCGCCCACAUCAGGGCCCAGUCACAUCAGGCCCAGUUCACAUCAGGGGCCCAGUCACAUCAGGGGCCCGCCCACAUCAGGGGCCCGUUCACAUCAGGGGCCCGUUCACAUCAGGGGCCCGUUCACAUCAGGGGCCCGCCCACAUCAGGGGCCCGCCCGCAUCAGGGGCCCAGUCACAUCAGGGGCCCAGUCACAUCAGGGGCCCGUUCACAUCAGGGGCCCGCCCGCAUCAGGGGCCUGUUCACAUCAGGGGCCCAGUCACAUCAGGGGCCCGCCCACAUCAGGGGCCCGUUCACAUCAGGGGCCCGUUCACAUCAGGGGCCCAGUCACAUCAGGGGCCCGCCCACAUCAGGGGCCCGUUCACAUCAGGGGCCCGUUCACAUCAGGGGCCCGCCCACAUCAGGGGCCCGCCCGCAUCAGGGGCCCAGUCACACCAGGGGCCCGUUCACAUCAGGGGCCCGCCCGCAUCAGGGGCCCAGUCACAUCAGGGGCCCAGUCACAUCAGGGGCCAAGUCACAUCAGGGGCCCGCCCGCAUCAGGGGCCCGUUCACAUCAGGGGCCCGUUCACAUCAGGGGCCCGCCCGCAUCAGGGGCCCAGUCACAUCAGGGGCCCAGUCACAUCAGGGGCCCGCCCGCAUCAGGGGCCCGUUCACAUCAGGGGCCCGUUCACAUCAGGGGCCCGCCCGCAUCAGGGGCCCGUUCACAUCAGGGGCCCGUUCACAUCAGGGGCCCAGUCACAUCAGGGGCCCGUUCACAUCAGGGGCUCGCCCACAUCAGGGGCCCGUUCACAUCAGGGGCCCAUUCACAUCAGGGGCCCAGUCACAUCAGGGGCCGCUCACAUCAGGGGCCCGCCCGCAUCAGGGGCCCGUUCACAUCAGGGGCCCGUUCACAUCAGGGGCCCGCCCGCAUCAGGGGCCCGUUCACAUCAGGGGCCCGUUCACAUCAGGGGCCCGCCCGCAUCAGGGGCCCGUUCACAUCAGGGGCCCGUUCACAUCAGGGGCCCAGUCACAUCAGGGGCCCGUUCACAUCAGGGGCUCGCCCACAUCAGGGGCCCGUUCACAUCAGGGGCCCAUUCACAUCAGGGGCCCAGUCACAUCAGGGGCCGCUCACAUCAGGGGCCCGCCCGCAUCAGGGGCCCGUUCACAUCAGGGGCCCGUUCACAUCAGGGGCCCGCCCGCAUCAGGGGCCCGUUCACAUCAGGGGCCCGUUCACAUCAGGGGCCCAUUCACAUCAGGGGCCCAGUCACAUCAGGGGCCCGUUCACAUCAGGGGCUCGCCCACAUCAGGGGCCCGUUCACAUCAGGGGCCCGCACACAUCAGAGGCCCCACGCAGCCUACAGCUCCUCCUCUGACAGAGAUGUGUUCAAAAGCAUUCAUGCGUUUACCUGGGCAGAAUUAA
Cheilinus undulatus (humphead wrasse) is the source of this 2877-nucleotide messenger RNA. Its product is annotated as collagen alpha-1(I) chain-like. NCBI's taxonomy places the organism in Eukaryota, Metazoa, Chordata, Actinopteri, Labriformes, Labridae. The coding region runs from base 1 to 2877 and encodes 958 amino acids. The transcript is spliced from 2 exons. The record is from RefSeq and is a predicted model, not a curated record.